AUGAAGCUCGGGCGGCUAGGAACACCAGUCAUGCGACCCGCUUUGCACGUGUGGUGUCUCUUGUGGCUCUGCGCACUCUUGACGGAGUUCGUUGCUGCAGGCACGAUUCAGCGGGUUAUUGGCGCUGACCCUGAAACCGAGAGACGUUUCAUCGCCCAGAUCGCUUCGUUGGGAGGAUUCCGGUGUUCGAACGACAGCGGAACGCUGCUGCCGCCUUCUUUUUUAAACGAUGACUACUGCGACUGCCCGAACGGUGCUGAUGAACCGGGCACGGCAGCCUGUGCUGGCCUCGCUCCGCUCUCCCAAAAGUUCUUCUGCCCCGGAGAAGACAACGAUAAGCAGACGCUGCCGCUCUCCUGGGUGAACGACGGCCAGUGCGACUGCUGCGACGGCUCGGACGAGUGGCUCUCAGGUGUCCAAUGUGAGAACGUUUGCGACGUGCUGCGCUCGGAACGCCUUCGGGAGCUCGAGCUGCAGUUAGCUCGUUACCGACAAGGCCUAGAGAAGCGAGCCGAGCUUGUUGAAGAGGCAGCUCGGAUCCGACAGGCGGAAGGCAACCAGCUCGUAGUGACGAAGCGACAACGACUCGCCGAAGCGGAACGCACCCUAGCCGCCAUCGAACAGAAGCGAAGGUUCUUUGAAACCUGGCUCCGCUGGUUCGAUACUUCUACGGAAGCGCUUGCUGACGCUGGAGAACGACCACCUGCACAGCAACAGGAUGCACAGCAGCAGGCAUCGCCUUCUGGGCUGGCAGAAAUGGUCACUUCCGAAGUCGAGCGCGAGUUGGCGGCAGUUCCGAGCGAGCGCGACCUUACCACCGCACCCCAGGCGAAGCCUCUCUGGCGACGGUGGUGGUGGUGGUCGUGGCGGCGGCACCACUUCUGGGAACGCUUCAUCGGGGCGUCCGACUCGAGCGCACCCAUCGUUGAACUGGAUGAGCCGGUCGAUCUCGAGAGCACUGCUUGUAUGCGACUGAUGCGACUGCAGGCGCCCAUCUGGGUCGUGCAGCGCUUCGAAAGACUCUGGGGACAACACCUGGCACCAAUGGAACGCAUUCGACGAAGCGUUGGGCGCUUUGCAGCUCCGCUGCUGAAACGCAGUGUUCAGCAUCGGCACAUCCGCACUUGUCUGCGUCUAGCGCAGGGGGGCGUUGCACGCGCCCACCGAGAGCGCGAGGAGGCUGCGCGGGCGCUCGAGGAAGCGCAGCGCCUCGAAGAUGCUUAUCUGGGCCCUCAGGAUGUAUUGUUGGGUAUGCGGGAUCAUCCUUGCUUACGGAAGACUGUUGGACAGUACGACUACGAAGUGUGUCUUUUGCAACACGUGAAACAGUAUGAACGAGUGAGCAGAGGGAGCCACACCGGCAUCGUGCUGGGAAGUUUUGCGUACGCGGAGCACGUUUCGGUGAACUGGAGCGGUUCACCUGAUAAACUGGCCCUCCAGUACCUGGGCGGGGAUAUGUGUUGGAAUGGACCCCAGCGCGAAGCUACCGUGAUCGUCGAGUGUGACCCGAACCUGAGCAUCCUGACCGUAACAGAGACUGAACGAUGCAAGUACCGCGUGACACUCCAGGGGCCUCUGGGUUGCUUCGAGGAGGCGCUAGCGGAGCUGGAGCGGCAACGAGCUCGCCUCUCAGUUCAACAGCAGCCCGCUAGCUCAUCCUGA
Molecule: messenger RNA, 1662 nt
Organism: Cyanidioschyzon merolae strain 10D
Lineage: Eukaryota; Rhodophyta; Bangiophyceae; Cyanidiales; Cyanidiaceae
Exons: 1
Coding region: 1-1662 (553 amino acids)
Biological process (GO): N-glycan processing
Cellular component (GO): glucosidase II complex
Molecular function (GO): protein binding
Source: RefSeq, a predicted model, not a curated record